Messenger RNA from Xylaria bambusicola, 2814 nucleotides. Its product is annotated as armadillo-type protein. The record is from RefSeq and is a predicted model, not a curated record. The transcript is spliced from 2 exons. The coding region runs from base 154 to 2559 and encodes 801 amino acids. Gene Ontology annotation, biological process: actin cytoskeleton organization. Gene Ontology annotation, molecular function: small GTPase binding; actin binding. Lineage: Eukaryota; Fungi; Ascomycota; Sordariomycetes; Xylariales; Xylariaceae.
AGUCUAUUGGUGAUACAAUUUGGGUGUGACAUUAAACAGACUAUCAAGGCAUUGGUACAUCAGGCAUCUUUCGUCUUACUUCUCUAUUUCUUUCCAUUCUUUUCGGAGAGACCAGGCAUCUGCUAGAGGUUGGCUAGACAUUUGCUCAAAAAUAUGGCCGCAAUGAACCCCAACGUGCCUAUGAGCAAUGCUCGUCCGCAACAGCAUCAUCAACGAUCAAGAUCCAACGUCCUGGUGCCCUUCAUGCACCGACGCAAAGAGUCGGACGGCUCAUCUUUAACCCCUGCCCAGUCGAGACCUCUUUCCAUCGCCAUCCCGCAGUCUUCGCUGCAACACGAUAUGGCCUUUCCCAGCUUCUCACCUCCAGCCGCCUUAGGUGAGAUUCAGAACCACGCUGAAGCUGCCCCUCGAUCACCAAGCAAGUUGGAUGAUAGAACAGCCGCCCCUCGGUCACCGACAAAGCAUGGAUUCAUUGCUGCCUCCUUCAAGUCGAUUGCUGCCAAAGAUAAGGCAGCCAAAGCGGCUAAAAACAAGGACGAUUCGGCGUUGCUUGGUAUGCCCAAGAAGAACAAAUCUGCCACGAAUUUGGUAGCUCUUCUAAAGCGUCCAAAGAGCCAAAAGAACUUGCAAAAUUUAGCGAACGAGGAGGAGCUGUAUACAAGAAAGGACAAGGAGAACCAAACACCGCCUGCCUCACUAACGCCACAGGAGAUUUCGCGGCCACCCAUCUAUGCCCAAUUCUCCAGUGGCGCAUUGGAACGACAGAAUGCUUUGACUGAAAGCAAUGACAUUUUCAGCAACGCUUCAUCUAGUGACAGAUCGAGCAAUACGCAAGCCAAGGAACGGCCAAAGUCAUACCAUGCCCAGCACAUAGCAAAUCGGGAGGUACAACGAUCUGUGGCUACAAACGGGGACUCCGGCAAUUCGAAGACUUCGUCUCCGUCGAAAAUUCAACGAGGGCUAAAAAUCUUCACGAAUGGAGCAGGGGCUAAGAACAAGUCGCCGCCUGCAGAGUCUUCAGAGUUCGUUGUUGAUCCAAAGGAUAUCGAUAAGCACCUUGAAGCUAUGUUAGACCGACGUAAUAUUCCUGAGAACCAGAGGUACAAGAUGCGAAACCUAACGGAUACCAUCAAGAUGGAAUUUAUCAGGCAAGACUGGGCUGAGAGCAAGGGGAUCAACGCUACUCGGCCAGACAGUCAUGAUAGCGAUAGGAGCUUGACAGGACCACCCGACGCAGGAAAGAGAUCGAGGGGACGAAGUUUCACCUUGUCACGAGGCGGUGGGAAGAAAUCAGAGUCUCGCUCGCCCACGAAGAAAUCCAAAGGGGAGGGCACCCUCGGACGACAUUUUCGCUCGCGGUCGACAGAGAGCUUGGCUAGCGAGCGGCCUUCUUCAGCUGGCUCAAGCUCCGGCGGUGGCAUUUUAUCCAAGAUGAAGUUACAGCAAGGACCCAUUGAUUAUGUCAAUUAUCUGCGCAAGGUCCAGGAACCUGAGUUGGUCGAGGUGGGAAAGCUGCACAAACUCAGGCUAUUGCUACGAAACGAGACAGUCGCCUGGACGGAGGAGUUCAUCCGCCAAGGUGGCAUGGAAGAGAUUGUUGGACUCCUUCACCGAAUCAUGGAUGUCGAGUGGCGUGAGGAGCACGAGGAUGCCCUCCUCCAUGAGAAUCUCCUAUGUCUCAAAGCUCUAUGCACAACAGCCCUAGCACUUCAGUAUCUACACUCGAUACAGGCAACCCUCUUCCCAGCUCUUUUGCAUAUGCUGUUUGAUCCGGAGAAGAAGGGACCCAACGAAUUCACAACUCGCAAUAUUAUCACUUCAGUACUUUUCACGUACAUUCAGUCGGCCUCGCCGCAAGACCGACCCAUUAGAGCCAAGACCAUUUUGGGUCACCUCCGGGAUCCUGAACCAAAGGAGGAGAAUCGCCCCCUCGGCUUUGUACUCGAGAUGCGGCGAGAACGCCCAUAUCGCGUGUGGUGCCGGGAAGCCACCAGUGUCACCAAGGAAGUCUUCUGGAUCUUCUUGCACCACCUCAAUGUCGUCUUUCUACCACGGGACAAGGAGGGCCGGGGACCCUCUGGCAUGGACGGCAUGACCUACAUGCGGACACAUUUUCCUCAAGAGCGACCACCAGUAGCAGCCGCUCCUUAUGUUGGAGGUGUGGAAUGGGACGCCACCAACUAUCUAGCCUCACAUCUCGACCUUCUAAACGCCGUUCUCGCAUGUACACCCACCGCCGAAGAGCGGAAUUCAUUACGCGGCCUCCUACGCAUCUCGGGCUGGGAGCGCUGCAUGGGUGCGAGUUUGAGACUCUGCAAGGAGAAGUUUUAUCCUGGUGUUCACGAUGGGCUACGAACCUGGGUUGCCGCGGCUGCCGAGGAUGGCUGGGAGGUGCGUGAUGUACGUUACGGCCCACCAGCUGAGCCCAAAAGUCCCACGAAGACCAAGGCCAAGAAGGACGACCAACCGGCGCCCAAGAUCGAGAUGCCUAGGCUUAGCUUCGGGUUUGGUGAUCCUGCCAGUCCCGUCAUCAAAACAAGUGAGAAUUGGCUCUCCUAAGCAGUAGUGCUCUUGACGCCACUGGGCCCAGGUCAGGGAGGACGCAAGAAUCGUAAAAAAAUUAAAAAAAAAAAUAAAAAACCUGCCGUGUUCGGCUUCGUGGGAAGCACUUCCCCCUCAGCGUCAUUGCUAAGUGUAAGGCAUAAAUGAAGACGACAAUAACUAUUCUCUCUUUUUAGUGUAUUUUGUUCCAUUGCUAUGUUCAUUGGUUGGGGCGUCAUUGGUCUGGAUUUUCAUUUACGGGAUUAUGACUCC